AUGCAGAGAAAGAACUUCAAAGUAAGAGAAUUUGUCUCUUUGGGGUUUGCUAGGUCUGGAAAUCAUCAAAUAACCCCCUUUGUGGUUUUCCUAACCAUCUACUUUUAAACUCUAGCUGGCACUGUCAUCGUUGUGACUAUUACCCUCAUUCGCCUUCACCUCCACGCUCCCAUGUUGUUCCUGAGCAUUCUGGGUAGUUCAGAGACUGUGUACACACUGGUCAUCACCCCACCAAUGCUUUUGGGUCUCACUUUUCAUAAGCAGCCCAUCUCCUUGGCAGGCUGUGCAACCCAAACAUUCUUUAUUUUUGUUACCUUGGCCACUAACAGUUGCUUCCUGCUCACGGCAACGGGCUAUGACUGCUACGUAACCAUCUGCAAGCCCCUGAGGGAUACAGUAAUCAUGAGCAAAAGAAUGCACGCCAGCGUAGUGUGUGGUUCCUUUGGCACUGGUCCUGUGGCAGCUCUCCGUUUGACAGCCAUGUUCAUUUUGCCUUUCUGUGGCAAGGUCGCGGGUCACUUCUGUGACAUUUAUCCAGUCAGGAAGCUCUUUGUUGGUACAACUAUCAAUGAAAUGAUCAGUUAUGGUGUAAGUUCACUUGUGAUUCUUGUGCCUAUAGGCCUGAUCUGCAACUCCUGUGUCCUCAUCAUCUCUUCCAUCCUUAAAAUUGCCUGCACUGAGGGACGGAAGAAGGCCUUUGCCACCUGUGCCUCCCACCUCACUGUAGUCAUUGUCCACUCUGGCUGUACCCUCAUCACCUACCUGAAGCCUAAAUCAGAAACCUCAGUAGAAAAAAGUUUCUUUUCUGAAACCUACACCAUCAUCACCCCGCUUCUGAACCCUGUUGUUUACCAUCUGAGAAACAAGGAUGUCAAAGAUGACCUAUGCAGAGCUAUGGGUAGAAACGUAUCUUAA
Fukomys damarensis (Damara mole-rat) is the source of this 915-nucleotide messenger RNA. RefSeq names its product olfactory receptor 10J5. Gene Ontology annotation, cellular component: membrane. Gene Ontology annotation, biological process: G protein-coupled receptor signaling pathway. NCBI's taxonomy places the organism in Eukaryota, Metazoa, Chordata, Mammalia, Rodentia, Bathyergidae. Gene Ontology annotation, molecular function: olfactory receptor activity. The record is from RefSeq and is a predicted model, not a curated record.